GAACUUGCCAUCAGCUGACAGACAAAAACGAGACGUGAUUGCCAAAUCGUGGCUGAGUCUUCAAAUUUAGAGCGUUGGAUAAAGUCGACCCGACCCACUUGUGGAAACUCGUCACAUGUUUCUUCAUGAGUCAAAUCCAUCAUCAUAAACAGUCAACUCAACUCAACUCAACUCAACGAUUCAGCCGACGGGAUCUCUCUCUUUGUUUCAACUGACAUUUUCUACGCAAAACGGGCAUUUGACUCACUCGGAUCGCUUCCCACUCUCCUUUCAUGAUAUGCUACUUUGCUUUUCGCUAAAAUGACAUCGGCCACUACAUCCCCGGAUCCCGUUGCACCCAUACUCAAUCUCCCAAUUACUACCGAGAGUUCCGCAGACAGUACCACGAGCUCACGAUCGGACAAUCGCAGAAUCUCUUUCGCAGGAGAAGAUCCCCCAAGGAGACGGUCCGCGCAGUCCAGUGGUUCAGACAGCCAACCUCUUCCGGAGAGCACAAUCGUUAGCAGUGGUAGACAGACGCCAGUACUAGAUGGCCGAUUUCCCAAGAGAAUCUCAUCUCCGCCACCGCCCAGUACAUACCAGCGAGGCGUAUCCUUUGACACCUUCGAUAAUCGCGAUGCCACCGACGGCUCGUUUACCUUGAAGUACAAACACAAGAAUUACCAGGCUACACGACGAAGUCGCACAUUCCUAUGUGGAACCGAUCAGAAUGAUUAUUCCGAGUUUGCUCUUGAAUGGUUGAUUGAUGAAUUGGUCGAUGACGGCGAUGAGGUCAUAUGUCUAUGGGUGGUAGAGAAGGACUCUAAAAUAGCCAGUGAUGCAAGCAUGGAUGAGGGUCGGUACCGCAAGGAAGCCGAGAAGCUUCUCAGUCAGGUUAUUGCAAAGAACCAGCAUGAUGAGAAGGCGAUUAGCUUGGUGUUGGAGCUCGCAGUAGGGAAGGUCCAAGAUAUUAUUCAAAGAAUGAUUCGCAUUUAUGAACCGGCUGUGCUGAUCGUGGGCACACGGGGGCGCAGCCUCAGCGGUAUGCAAGGCUUGUUACCUGGCUCAGUUUCCAAAUACUGUCUUCAACAAUCACCCAUUCCAGUCGUUGUGGUGCGGCCAUCCACCAAGCGUGAGAAGAAAAAGAAGAAACGUCUCGCCGAUCCGACCCGUCGCAGUUACGGAAACAUAUUGCAGAUCAGCGAACAACAGGGCAGUGGCUUGUUCAAUAAACAAGUCAGCUCCGACACCAACGUGGCCAAACUCCCCGCCGACGAAGCCGCAGCUGUUGCAGAAGCUGUUGGACUUCCUCGCCACUUUCAACACGCACACACGGGCAGUGACUCGAGAUUAUCCACCACUAGUUCAACAGAAGAAGACAACAGCAAGGACGCUCUACGUUCAGACUCGCCUCAGCUAUCGCCAGAUAUUGAAGAUGAAAAUGCCGGACGAGUCCUCAAAAGCCCCGGCCUCGGCAAUCUUGACACGCCACCGGACAGUGAAGAUGAGAGCGAUACAGAAACAACACGCGGCCGAGAUCCGAGUUCAUCUGAUGUCGACGAAACUACACCGUCAGAUUUAUCAAUCACGGAGACGGAGGAGGAUAUCACUCCUCUUACAAGCAAAUUGCAAUUAGCAGACGCUUCAUGACGUUAACGCCUGUUUCUCCCUUUCGGGCCUUUUUUUCUUUUCUGUUACUUUAUUCUUCCACGAUGAUGAUAUGAUAUGCUACGAUACGAUAAGAGAAUAUAUUUCUUAGGCAAUCGAGUAUGAUAGCCGUGCACUCA
Talaromyces stipitatus ATCC 10500 is the source of this 1766-nucleotide messenger RNA. RefSeq names its product universal stress protein family domain protein. The record is from RefSeq and is a predicted model, not a curated record. Bases 301 to 1629 code for a protein of 442 amino acids. Lineage: Eukaryota; Fungi; Ascomycota; Eurotiomycetes; Eurotiales; Trichocomaceae. The transcript is spliced from 3 exons.